Messenger RNA from Dacryopinax primogenitus, 1482 nucleotides. RefSeq names its product alpha/beta-hydrolase. Gene Ontology annotation, molecular function: serine-type carboxypeptidase activity. The coding region runs from base 1 to 1482 and encodes 493 amino acids. Gene Ontology annotation, biological process: proteolysis. The record is from RefSeq and is a predicted model, not a curated record. NCBI's taxonomy places the organism in Eukaryota, Fungi, Basidiomycota, Dacrymycetes, Dacrymycetales, Dacrymycetaceae. The transcript has 11 exons.
AUGACACUUCUCGCCAGUUUAGAACUUCUACUGCUCUGCAUCCCUAUCCUGGCCGCUCCAUCCAGCAUCCUCGAUACGGGUCCCUUCAGCUGGCCCUUCUUCUCAUGGUUCACUUCCCCCGCAGGGUUUCCAGACGAAGUCGCCGUCCUCCGCUUGGCACCUUUUUCCGACCCAGCGGCACGAGCAUUCCUGGUCAAUUCCUCCGCCCUGCCGUUGGUAGACUUCGACCUCCAGGAGUCGUAUGCCGGACUCUUGCCUAUCAGCGCAGAGGAAGGAGAGGCAAGGAAGCUGUUCUUCUGGUACUGGCCCACUUCCGCGCCAGAAGGUAGCAAACAUCUCACAAUCUGGCUCAACGGCGGACCUGGAUGCUCGAGCCUUAUGGGGUUCUUGCAGGAAAAUGGGCCGAUCAUGUUCUUGCCCGGGAUGGACAAGCCUGAGUAUAAUCCAGAAGGAUGGACGACCGCCACGAAUAUGCUAUAUAUUGAUCAGCCUAUUGGAACUGGGUUCAGUGCUGGUCCUGCUAGCGUACGAAACGAGGAAGACAUCGCCGAACAGUUCUACGGCUUCCUACAACAGUUCUAUACGAUUUUUCCGGAACUGCUCUCUAAACCGCUUAUCUUCGCGGGAGAGUCCUACGCAGGCUACUACAUCCCCUUCAUUGCCCAUCGUAUCCUUCACGCUUCCCAAGAAGAGCAAGCCAGGCAAGCGAUCUCCGUCCACGCGCUGCUCAUGAACGACGGAUGUUAUUCGAGCGGGAUCGUGAUGCAACACGCGCCCACACCUGCAUUCGCCCGACUGCAUCAAGCGACGCUUAACCUCACCACGGCCCAGAUACUCGAGCUCGAGCAGCGCCGCGCUUCCUGCGGGUACGACGCUCUCCUUGCUCAGAUUAGGUAUCCCCCAGCGGGGAAACUGACGCUCCCGAACAAUGUGGAUUAUACGCCUUAUGAAUGUGAUCUUACGGACCUGUUUAAGCAGUGGUGUAGGGAAGCGAAUCUCUGCUUUAAGGAGGAAAAAGUCGGGCAAGGAUGCCUGAAGGAGAACCCGCUAGACACGUACUUCAGCCGCUCAGACGUCCAGUCCCUCCUCCACCUGCCCCCUUCCUCAUGGUCCGAAUGCACCUCCCACUCCGUUUACAAGUCCGGGAAAGACGAGUCCGCGGUUUACUCUGAAACCCUCCUGCCUGAACUGGUUGACCGACUCCCUGGUGGGGUCACCCUCUGGCACGGGGUGCUGGACGCGCUGCUCCUAGCGGAAGGGGAUAGGCUCACUAUACAGAACCUGACCUGGGGCGGGGAGCAAGGAUUCCAGGAAGAACCUCAUACGCCUCUUUACCUGGGAAGGGAGAAGAAGGGCUUGUGGCACGAGGAGAGAGGACUGACGUAUGUCGAAGUGUACGAUGCGGGUCAUAUGGUACCUCAGGACCAGCCUGAAGUCGCGCUAAGGGUGCUGAAGUAUGUGCUCGGGUUAGAUGGUUUAUAA